AUGGAUACAAUGAGCUCAAAUCAGGACGCAAGCUCGAAUCCUACUUCCAAAAAGCCCAGAAGUGAGCAAUACCCAGGCAAACGACCACCCAAGAACAUGAAUCCACUCCAAAAAGGAAUCCACGACUACUUGACAACCCAUGUAUCCCCGUCCGUACUAUCAGGCUACGGCAUUUCCCUAGAGGCGUUACUACCCACGCUACCUAAACGAUAUACUAUCUACGAGCCCAUGUUGCUUUUACCUGUCAAUGCGCUGAACACGCCCCCAGCCUGGAGCGCAUUUUACCAAUCGCUCAGCGACGAGGAAAGACAGGUCCUGUACGCAUCGAUAGCGAAAGCAUUCAGUCGUCUGGGGGUGACGCACGUCGCGAUCAACGCGCCGAUUGCGUUAACAGAUGUGCAAGGACACGAGAAUAAGAUGAGAAGUCCCGUGGGCUUGGUUCCUCUUUACGGAGACUUCGGGGCUCUCCCCUCAGGGAACGACGAGACGGGACAGCCCAGUGAGGAUGAUCUACGACAGGCAUUCUGGGUGCGGACGGUGCAGAACCAUGGGAUCGUUCAGAUCUGGGCGCCGCUUUACACGAUGUUCUCUCGAGGGAAUAUCACGGAGAAGGCUCGGAUAUUGGGCCAUGGAGCAGCGUUUGAGGGUCUCGAUGCGAGCUCGUUGAGAGAUGAUGCCAUUGGAGAUAUAAGUGUGGUGGAUAUGUAUGCGGGCAUUGGGUAUUUCGUUUUCUCGUAUCUGAAACGAGGAGUCAAGCGGGUGUGGGGAUGGGAGAUUAAUGGGUGGUCGGUAGAAGGCCUGCGAAGGGGUUGCAUCGAGAAUGGAUGGGGAUGCAAGGUAGUGCGAGUUCAAGAGGAUGGACAUGUGAGCGAACCCAUCCCCGACUUGGUUGAGAAUCUUCGGGACUCGGAUAAAGUGGUCAUCUUUUAUGGUGAUAACAAGUUCGCGGCUGAGAUUCUGAUGAGAACUAAAGAGCUCUUGAGUGCUCGACAGUCUUGGAACAGCAUUCGACAUGUGAAUCUCGGUCUCCUCCCCUCGUCGUCUGCGGCUUGGAGAAACGCCUGCAAAAUGAUUGACUGUCGGAAAGAUGGCUGGGUCCAUGUACACGAGAACGUGGAUAUCCAGCAAAUCGAAGAGAAAAGCCAAGAGAUUAGCAGGGAGCUGGGGAUGUUGCGAGCGCAGGUGCUUGAUAUCCCCGAGGUAGCUGUGGAAUGCCGACAUGUCGAACAAGUCAAGACCUAUGCACCGGGAGUCAUGCAUUGUGUCUUUGACAUGCGGUUGCCAUCCUCCGAACCUAACUUGCAAAGAUCAGUAUGA
This is a messenger RNA of Aspergillus affinis, 1317 nucleotides long. RefSeq names its product tRNA(Phe) (4-demethylwyosine(37)-C(7)) aminocarboxypropyltransferase. Lineage: Eukaryota; Fungi; Ascomycota; Eurotiomycetes; Eurotiales; Aspergillaceae. Gene Ontology annotation, molecular function: S-adenosylmethionine-dependent methyltransferase activity; tRNA methyltransferase activity. Gene Ontology annotation, biological process: wybutosine biosynthetic process; tRNA methylation. Bases 1 to 1317 code for a protein of 438 amino acids. The record is from RefSeq and is a predicted model, not a curated record. The transcript has a single exon. Gene Ontology annotation, cellular component: cytoplasm.